AUGCGCUAUGUUGCUCUCUGCAUUCCGCUCAUUAUCGCCUCCAUGGCUCUUGCUCUCGUCACUGGCGCAGAGGCUCGUGCUCUGCCGCAUGAAUCCCCCGCUUCCUCUUCACUCACUCGUCGUGCCGACACCGUUUCCGUCCCGAGUGCCGACAACUUCGUCGUUGGUAGCAUUAUCGGCCAGGCCCCGACGACGAGGAACUUCAACUUUGUCGUCUCUGAGAUGGAUGGUGCUCCCGAUGGCUUCAACAAGACCAUGCUCGUCGUCAAUGGGCUGUUCCCUGGCCCGACCAUCGAGGCUAACCAGGGCGAUCAAAUUGUCGUGACGGUCACCAACCAGCUUUCGACUAGGACAACGAUUCACUGGCACGGCUUGUAUCAGAACGGCACAAACUACUAUGACGGCACGGCAUCCGUCACGGAGUGUGGCAUUCCCCCCGGCGAAUCGCUGACCUACGACUUCUCGGUCGCGGAAUUUUCAGGCACGACUUGGUGGCAUUUACAGCUGACACACGUGGACACGCAGUAUACUGAUGGGAUCGAGGGCGCGCUCAUCAUCCACCCAACGUCCUACCCCUCCAACUUCCCCACCUGGGACGAGGACCUCGUCGUCGAGCUGGCCGAUGUGUACCACACAAUCAGCAGCACUAUUGUUUCAGAGUAUCUCUCGGGUACUAGCAGCCCGUCCGGGCAGAGUGGACUUGCACUCGAGACUCCGGAUAGCGGGGCUAUUAACGGUAUCGGUCAAUAUGAUGGCAGCACAAACUACUUCGACUUCAACCUGCAGCCUAACAAGACCUAUCGUCUGCGCCUCAUCCAUGAGGGCUCUGCCGCACAGAUCCGCUUCUCCAUUGACUAUCAUGCGCUGACUGUCAUCGAAGCCGACAGCACGCUCACCGAACCCUACACCGUCGAAGGCAUCACUCUCGCCGUCGCGCAGCGCUACUCUGUGCUCAUCACUACGAACCAGACGGCUGAGCCCCAAGGCAACUACUGGAUUCGCGCCGAGCUCAUUAGCGGGCUUACCGUCUCAGGCACCAACUCGGACAUUCGUGGGAUCAUCAGGUACGAUAACAGCACCGACACCCCGACAACCUCGACCGACCCUGGCGUGCCAAACUCGGGUCUCUCAGACCUGAAUGUCGCCUCGCUCACCCCCGCCAUCUCCAACACCCCGCCGAGUAGCACCAAAUCCUACACCGUGGACUUCAGCAUCGGCGUGACGAGCAGUGGCGGAGCGAUUGCAGCCAUGAACGGCACGAGCUGGACGCCGCUUUCGGGCACAUCCACCCUGCUGCAGAUCGUGGAUGCCGCUAAGAAUGGCUCGACUUACGCCGCGGAGGGUUCCAGCGUGGAGCCGGACAACCAGUUCAUCAUCACCGAGGACGACAUCCAGGUUGUUGACCUCUUGCUGGUGAACACGGGCCCUGGAGCGCAUCCGUUCCACCUUCACGGCCACACUCCUUACGUCAUGGGCUUCGGCACGGGCUCAUUCGACGGCACCGGGCUCAACACCGUGAACCCUAUAACCCGCGACACUUACCUCGUCCCCAGCGGUGGCUGGCUCAUGGCGCGCUUCAUUACCGACAAUCCCGGAAUUUGGACCAUCCACUGCCAUAUCGCUUGGCACAUGGCCGCCGGCUUGCUCAUGCAGGUCAACAGUCUACCCUCCAAGUCGUCACAAUUCGACAUCCCGCAGGCCAUCCUCGACCAAUGCAGCGCCUAA
Molecule: messenger RNA, 1725 nt
Organism: Phanerochaete carnosa HHB-10118-sp
Lineage: Eukaryota; Fungi; Basidiomycota; Agaricomycetes; Polyporales; Phanerochaetaceae
Exons: 18
Coding region: 1-1725 (574 amino acids)
Molecular function (GO): copper ion binding; oxidoreductase activity
Source: RefSeq, a predicted model, not a curated record